UAAAAACAGCAAAUAGGAUUGGCUUGUUCUGUUAGCAUUAAAUUAACAUUAUGCUAUAGUGUUAGCAGUUGCUGCAACAUUAUGUUGCAAAUGUUGCAGAACUGCACUCGUACAAAGAAGGAGGAGGAAGAGAAACCGUCAGCGUCACACAGAGACUCGGACACAAAAUCGCUGAAGAAAAAGACAUACAGCUGUGAAGCUGUUCCUCGCCCUGCUUGAUCAACCAGACAUCCUGUCUUUACUGCAGGUUUUYACUGUUGAUAAGAAAGUGGCUGAAACUUUAAUUCACUAAAUGAGGAUGAUUACUCUCAUGUGGAUGACGCUGCUCCUCACAGCGACAGACAUCAGCUCCAGCUCAGAUCCAGGUGCAAACCCCAUAUUAAAGAUUCCUCCACUGACUGAAGGAAAAGAGGCCACUCUGUCCUGCAGCGCUCCUGACUCCUGCUCUGAUCCCAAGUUCAUCUGGACCYGGGUUCAUCCAGGAGAAAACAGCUCUUAUACUGCAGGAAACAAGACAAAAACUCAGACGUUUAACCCCUCAGCUAAACAUCACGGCGCUGCGGUCACCUGUCGGGUCACCUGCCACAAUAACASGUCUGCAGAGGUGACAGUGACUCUGAAUGUAACCUAUCAGAGGAGCCUGAAAAUCACCGGAGAGUCGUCUGUAACGGAGGGAGGACUUCUGAUGCUGACCUGCAGCGUUGACAGCUGGCCUCUGUCCUUCAUCACCUGGGCUAAACAUGGAUCCAACACAACCUUAAAGAACGACACCGGWGCAGCUUCGCUUAUCAUUCAUAAUGUGACAGCUGAGCACAGUGGACCGUACAUCUGUACCGCAAAACAUCUGGACAACACUCUCAUGGAGCAAGUCAACAUUACAGUGAGGAAUGCGAAGAAGCCAGCAAUCAGUGGAAAAACAAGACUUAAGGCCGGUGGGACUCUGACUCUGACCUGCACUGCUGAUAGUUUCCCUCAAUCUGUCAUCAAGUGGARCAAACAUGGCAUCAACAAAACCCUGAACAGUCAAAGCAAACCUGAGUCUGGAUCAUCUGCUCUUAUCAUCCCAAACGUGACUGUAGAAGAUUCUGGACUGUAUUUCUGUACAGCAGGAAAUAUGACACAAAACAUUACAGUCACAGUGAUGAAUCGGAGACUUGACAUCACUGGAGAGAAAGAAGUAACAGAGGGCCAUUCUCUCAAUCUGACCUGCAGCUUAGACAUUUCCCCCCCACCGUUUAUCACCUGGACCAAACAUGACGUCAACACAACCAUGAGCAACGGUACGGGAGYGGCCACGCUUUUCCUUUCUAACACAACGACAAAACAAUCCGGACGGUACGUCUGUACAGCAAAACACCUCAACAACACCCUGACAGGAGAAGUGGAUGUAAAAAUAAAAUAUGUGAGGAAACAUCAGAUUACUGGAAACACGGCAGUGAAAGAAGGUGAAACUCUGAAUCUGACCUGCACUGUUCAUAGUUUCCCUCCAUCAGUAAUAAACUGGACUAAACAUGGCAGCAACAGAACUCUGGUGAAUAAAACCGGACCUGACUUUGGAAAGUCUAAUCUUGUUCUUCAUAAUGUGACCGUGGAGGAUUCUGGGCAGUAUAUUUGUACAGCAAACGCCCUGACUGACAGCAUUAAUAUAAAUGUGAUUUUGCGACCUGAGAUUCUAACAAAGUCUGGAUGUGAGGCUCAGCUGGACACCCUGACCUGUGUGUGCAUCAGUCAGGGGAUUCCUGCACCCACCAUCAAAUGGCUGCUGGAGAACCAAACUGAGUUCUCCUUUAACACCGCAGUGUCAAAGCACUCGGUGAAAAGCACCCUCGUCCUAACUGCAGCCAACCACCGCUGGGCUCCAGCUGUGUGUGUCAGCAGUAAUGAAAAUGGAGAAACAAAAAGGAAUCUUAUUAUAAAACAAGCAGAUAAAGAAGACCAAAUCACAAAAAUGUUGCGAAGUAUCACCCAACCUGGAACAGUUAUCCCCUUUCUGACUGGAAUGUUACUUUCAGCUCUUAUCUUCUGUUUGCUGAUGCUGUGCUGCAGAAAAAGACAGAAGGCUGAAAGAAGUGAGGCUCUGGAGAUGGUGAUGAGUCAGGAGAGUUCACUGACAAAUGGUGGCCAAGUCAUGGAAUAUGAGCAGAUCCAGGCUGAAGGAGCCGCUGGAGGAGCUGAAGCUGGGAGUUCAGAUGUGGAGUACUCUGAUGUUAAACUGUUGAUGUGGAAGAAAAAAAAUUCAAAGGAGAAGAAACAUGAGCCCACAGAUACCGACUACGCUAAAAUUAAGCCAAAAAAAGCAAAACCGCAGGCAAAUGAUGAGGCGAAAGAAAAAGAGGAGCUGAAACUCUGUCCGCAAGACGUGGCUGGGGGUGAAGAUGCAGCCGUGUACUCMAAUGUGACAGAGCUAAUGGACCAGAGCUGAGAGUUCUGUUGCAGACGAACUUAUUCCUGAUUUAUCUUCGUCUUGUCGUCAACAAUCCUGGUAUAAAAGCUAAAAGCAAAAGAAGAAUAAAACUCAUCCUCUCAAAAUGAGUUGUGUGUUGAACAGGAAACGGAUCAUUUUGGGUUUACUCGACUGUUUUGCUUGUUGCAUUUCAGAGGAACUGCGCAACUUUGGCAUUCCGUUAAUUAUACAGGUGAAUCAGUUUUUGCCUGUUUCAUCAAGUCAGAUUUAAUAGUAUGAUCCCGCUGGGUCAAAAACAAUAAUGGACCAGGAAAGCAGAACUUAUCGGGCGUGCCAGGUGCUGCUACUCAAACAAGCGAUCUGGACGACGAGAGGACGAAAGUAGGAGCAGAUCACUUUCAGUGUGAGAGAAAGAAAGACACUGUGUGUGUGUGUGUGUGUGGGGGGGGGGUGACAGGACUCAGCUCAUGGUUCAGCGGAAUAAAGACGGCACUGGUUGGACAAAUGAAUGGAGGGAAAUUGUGAUGUCAUCAGGGUUUUGAGAGGACCAAGUUUCUAAUGAUAGUUCAGGAAUGGGCAACUUAAGUGAUGGAAAGCGUCACAGUGCAAAUGUACCCAAAUGUAAUAAAACUCCCAUUUUAAAUACAUUAUAUUGCCAAAAUUAUUCGCUGACCUGCCUUGACUUACACAUGAGUUUAAGUGACAUCCUCUAAAUCCAUAGGGUUGGUCCACGCUUUGCAGCUAGAACAACUUCAACUCUUCUGGGAAGGCAGUCCACAAGGUUCAGGAGUGUGUUYAUGGGGAUUUUUGACCAUUCUUUCAGAAWGAGGUCACAUACUGAUGUUGGACAGAAGGCCUGGC
Molecule: messenger RNA, 3265 nt
Organism: Austrofundulus limnaeus
Lineage: Eukaryota; Metazoa; Chordata; Actinopteri; Cyprinodontiformes; Rivulidae
Product: basement membrane-specific heparan sulfate proteoglycan core protein
Biological process (GO): cell adhesion
Cellular component (GO): plasma membrane
Molecular function (GO): sialic acid binding
Source: RefSeq, a predicted model, not a curated record